UCGGGUGCGGCGGGGGGGGGAAGUAUGUUGUGUUUUGGUAAGACGAUUGCUCUGCCUGCCUCUCUGUGGGAGAUCUGCAGGGUGGGCACAAGUCACUGCGGGGCUGCCGUCGGUUCUCCAGCGAUGAUGCUGUCCGGUCGCGGCCUUAUCUCUGUGGCAAAGAAGCUUCUCGAGGUCAGCCGAAGUCCCUGCCCAUCCACUACAACUCAAUCAAACUCUCGACGGAUACUGCUGCAACGAGCCUUCGCUGCUGCCACCAGUAGGGAGGUCUACGGCGGCGGGUCUGCCCUCACCGGCGACUCGGCGAAGGUGGAGCCGCUGCCUUCUGGCCUCCGGCAUGACCUGAUGCCGAGGCACGUGGCGGUAAUCAUGGAUGGCAAUUCCGGGUGGGCGCGCCGCCGGGGGUUGCCUGUAUCGUCAGGCCAUGAGGAGGGAAUGCGGUCGUUGUGGGAGCUGACUGUCCUCUGCGGCAAAUGGGGGAUCACAGUUCUUACAGCUUUUUUAUUCUCUUAUGAGAACUGGUCUAGACCCAAGAAAAGGGGUGAAAAUAUCCAUGAUAGGAGACUCGUCGAAACUUCCCGAGUCAUCCCAACAAGUAGUGGCUGAGGCGGAGCGGUCGACAAGAGAGGACUCCCGGCUCCACCUCGUUCUCGCAAUUAACUACAGCGGGGAAAUCCGACAUAGCUCAGGCGUGCAAAAGCAUUGCUCACAGAGUGAAAGAUGGUGUCAUCCAUUUGGAAGACAUCGAUGAGAGACUGAUCGAGGAGGAACUGGCAACGAGCUGCGCUGAUUUUCCCUGUCCAGAUUUACAGACACGGACAAGUGGCGAGCUCCGACUCAGUAACUUCUUGCUGUGGCAGCUGGCCUAUUCCGAGCUUUUCUUUGCCAAAGCCCUCUGGCCUGAUUUUGGCAGAGCCGAAUUUGCGGAGGCCUUAUGUUCAUUUCAGCAGAGGAAGAGACGGUUUGGUUCGAGGGAUUCAUGAUACCAACUAUGGAGCAGCAUCGUGUUAACCUCUCUACAUUGCAAACGUUUGCGUUUAUCUCGACCGUAUCAGAAGACAAUAUUAAGUUUUAAAAUGUUGAAUUCGGGUUUGUAUCAGCAAUCAGAUUGUUUGGUCCGUCUACUUUUAUGCAAGUAAUGAAUUUAGUCGGUAGUGGAAGCCGGAUCUUCUCAAGUACAUGGCCUAACAUGGCAUUAAAAGGAAGUUGGACUUCUCCUUUUCCUGGCAAA
This is a messenger RNA of Punica granatum (pomegranate), 1231 nucleotides long. The record is from RefSeq and is a predicted model, not a curated record. Lineage: Eukaryota; Viridiplantae; Streptophyta; Magnoliopsida; Myrtales; Lythraceae.